Petromyzon marinus (sea lamprey) is the source of this 2326-nucleotide messenger RNA. The record is from RefSeq and is a predicted model, not a curated record. NCBI's taxonomy places the organism in Eukaryota, Metazoa, Chordata, Hyperoartia, Petromyzontiformes, Petromyzontidae.
GGGUAAUUGGCGGGGGGGGGGCGGUUCGUGACGCAACUUCCGUUUCCGCCCCCUCCCCUCCUCGUCUCCAUAGUAACGGAGCCAACGCUCUGGCCUGUGCAGCGUCUGGCGCCUAGGUUAGCUCCGUGUUCAAUUAAAAACAACAAUCAAACCAGCAACAACAACAACGACAACAACAAGCGGCGAUCAACAGGUUGAGCGUGAGCUCAUCGGCAAGAUGGAGCGGCUGAUCGUGGAGCGGCUGAACGCGGAUCCGUUCCGACGGAACUUGAAUCUUAUCUCGCUCGACGCUCUCCCGCCACUGGGCCUCCUUCAGCUGCUCAGCGACGUCCUCGCUCACCUAGACCCGCGACACACUGUGGACGUGCGUGAGGAGUCUCCGGAUCAGACGGCCUUGCGUCUCCUGGGAGCCCUGAAGCUCCUCAAGUACAAACCCCCCGAGGAAGAGGGAGACCGGAGUGGUUUCAGGCAGGGCCUGGUGGCGGGCGACAAAGCGGUUGUCCACUCGCUGCUGGCGUGGCUGCUGCCGCGUCUGGACGAGCUGAAGAAGCGUGCCUACCUGGGCCGCUUCCUGCAGCGGGUCGACGUUCCGGCCGAGCACCUCCAGGACCCCGCGCUCGCGGACGCCCACGCCCAGUACGAGGAGCUGCUGAGCGAGUUCACGUCGCUGCACAAGGCCGUGGACCAACUGCGAGCGUCCGGCUUCAGCAGCAAUGACAUCCGCAAGGACAUCGCGGCUAUGGAAGAGGAGAGGGAGACGUUGGAGAAGCGAGUGGAGCGACUCAAGAGGAAGGGGGAGUCGGUCUCGGGCCAGGCCAAGCUGUUGGAGGCUGUCCAUGGCCUGCGCGUGGAGAGGGAGCGCGAGGAGACGCUGACCCUCCAGAAGAGCGAGCAGCGCAACCAGCUGUUCCAUGUGGAGCAGCGGCUGCAGAGAUCCAAGCAGCAGCUGCAGGACCUGAGGCAGGGAUCGACUGAGCUCAGCCCAGAGAGCGUGCUGCGUCGCGUGCGGGAGGAGCUAAACUUCACCGGCUACAUCGGCGGCGAGAAGCUUCCCGGCGAGCUGGCGAGGGCGCGCGCCCAGGUGCAGGACCUGCAACGCGCCGGCCGCAAGCAGGGACUCGCGCAGGGAGACCUCGACGCCCUGCGCGGACAGAUCGACGAGGUUGGCGAGGAGGUGAGCCGCCUGCUGGAGGGCCGCAUGCGCCGCGGGGACCCGGGCGACGAUAAGCUCGUCCUCUUCAGACAGCAGGCGGCCAUCAUCUCGCGCAAGCGAGCGGCGAGGGCCGAGGAGCUGCAGGAGGCCCGGGAGAGCCUGCAGGAGAUGGAGCACAGCCGGGAGGCACGGGGGGGCGGGGGGCGACGAGGUGGGGGAGACGAGGCCAUCGGCGGGGACGAGUUCAAGCGCUACGUUGCCCGCCUGCGCUCCAAGAACACGGUGUACAAGCGGCAGAAGCAGCAGCUGUGGGACGCCCGAGCCGAGCUGGGCGUGCUGACGCGCACGCGAGACCUCCUCGCGCAGAAGCUGAGCAGUGCUACCCAGCGGCUGCUGGCGCUGGAGGAGCGUCGUGGCGUGGCUGGGUUCAGCGAGGCGCAGGAUGACCUGGAGAAGGUGUCUCGCAGCAAACAGCAGCAUGACGAGGCCAAGGCGCAGACGCUGGGAGACAUGUCCCACAUGGUGCGCGAGUUGAACGCUCUGAUCACCGAAAAGAAGGCCGCUUUGUCUCCCGUGAUCAAGGAGCUGCGCCCCCUGAGGCAACACUGCCAGGAGCUGGGUGAGGAGUACGAGCGUAGGAAGUCUCAGUACGAGAUCUGCGCCGCCGGCCUGGAGGGCAACCGCUCCCAGCUGGAGCAGGAGGUGCGUGCACUGCGUGAGGAGAUUCGGCUGUCGGAGUGCCAUUACCACUUCUCUAAACAGCAGAGCCAGAUGGUGCAGGUGCUGCUGGACAGGGCCGGGGUGGAGAUGCGAGCCUACGUCUCGCCUGACCCGCACGAGCGCAAGAGGGCGCUCCGCGAGCAGUACAACAAACUCAUCCUGGAACAGGAAAACGUGGGCAAGAAACUGCGUGAGCUGCAGCGCUCCGUGCGUGACAGCCACGUGCCCAGCCUGCAGCAGGUGGGCGCCUGGCGCGACGCCGAGCGCCUGCUGCUGCACAAGCUGCAGGCGGUGGUGGCGGUGGUGGUGGCGGCGAGCCCCCGGCAGCCCCGGCGGGGCCGCUCCCCGCCGGGGCCGGCGGCGGCGGCGGCGGGGCACCGGCAAGCCGGGAGGGGAGCGGCGGUGACGACGGUGCAGGGGGAGGUGCAGGAGGAGAGGCUGGUGCUGUCCUGA